Molecule: messenger RNA, 957 nt
Organism: Melampsora larici-populina 98AG31
Lineage: Eukaryota; Fungi; Basidiomycota; Pucciniomycetes; Pucciniales; Melampsoraceae
Exons: 5
Coding region: 1-957 (318 amino acids)
Source: RefSeq, a predicted model, not a curated record
AUGGCACUGCAAAUGAAGAAAAACGACAACCGUACUCCAUCGCAUCCAAUCCGUGUUGGCUUUAUGGGUGAAGCCGGUGCUCAAGCGCUUGCAAAGAUGAACGGCAGCAAGGGUUUCAUAUCACAUCACGCGUCUAUAGCCACAUCUGGAAUGACCGGCGGCGCUCCUUUUGAAAAUCCUAUCCAAAUAACAUCAUACGGUUCACAGGCUGACACUCUGGCUGCAAAGAAUGUUUAUUUGAUGAACUGCAAACUCAUCGGUACCAACAACAGUACCAAUGAUCAGCUUCAUUUCGAAAAUGCUAACCGUAUUAACCUCGGUUCGGUCGACAAAUUCGGCGAGUUCUUUGUCGGGGAGUUGAUCGACAAAAUCACGAUAUCGGCGUUGGGAUAUGUUGUCGGAAGAGAUUUGAUCACCGACCCGGUCUUUAAAGGUAAAAGUACCGUCGUCGUCACGUUGAAGUCAACUGACUACGAUCCCUUGACCAAGGCCAAUGUUAGCUGGCACACCAAGCAUUAUAUUCCUCCCGUGCGCAACAUGGAGAAAGCGCAGAAUCUCUGCCAGUUGGGUCGUGAGGUGCUGCUUACUGGACAAAUUAAAGACUAUGACUCCAAUCUCUUUAUGUGGGAAAGCGAGCAGGUUCAUGCAAUCAGCAUCUGUCAUGGAGAAAUCACUAUUCAAUCAACGCCUUCGUCACGAUCUGGUGGUGGUCCGAGUGGUGGCAGAAUUCCUCUAUCUCUAAAUCGAAACCCAGGUAGCAAUGUCGCCAGUACUUCGUCUCAACGAAUAGAGUCAACAGCCCCCCAGAGUAUCGCCACCGAUAACUCCGAUCCAUUGUAUGAGUCUUUAUUUGGCGGUAACGAAGCCGAAGUUAGCGGAGAUGAGUCGGGUAGCGAGGUUGAUUCCCCGCUCGCUGAGGUUACUAACUCCGCCGGCAAACGUCGCAGACGAAACUGA